Messenger RNA from Humulus lupulus (European hop), 2178 nucleotides. Its product is annotated as probable protein phosphatase 2C 38. The coding region runs from base 759 to 1910 and encodes 383 amino acids. The record is from RefSeq and is a predicted model, not a curated record. Gene Ontology annotation, molecular function: cation binding; protein serine/threonine phosphatase activity. The transcript has 5 exons. Gene Ontology annotation, biological process: protein dephosphorylation. NCBI's taxonomy places the organism in Eukaryota, Viridiplantae, Streptophyta, Magnoliopsida, Rosales, Cannabaceae.
AAUCGAAGGAACUUUCGGAAUACUAUAUUAAGGAGAAUAGGAGAUGAGAAAAAGUUGCCUAAAAUGGUGGUUUGUUGAAGGUCAAAGUCAAAACCCCAGGCCCUCGUAUAAAUAUUAGAAAAUCCCAGAAUCGAAAAUCCAACCUAAGCCAAAGCCCUCUCUCUACAUCUCUCUCUGUCUCUCUCCUCCAAUGGAUUUCGAACCGAGGGCUUUGCUGUUGUUGUUAUUGUUAUCGUCUGUAUAAAUGUCUUUUCUUUAUGUCCAAGAAAUAAACAGGAAAACAGAAACGAGAACCAAUUCCAAUUCCACCUCCUCUUCAAUCGCUUUCUCUUACUAGAUUUAUCUAUAUAUUAACAAUACCCCUUUUCGACCUCCUUGUGACUACUUUCCCUCUCGAACUUUUUUCUCAACCCCAGCUCCUAAAAUUUGAAGGUUUAUUUUCCCUUCUUUUUUAGUGUCUUUUUUAUUUUUAAUCCCCAUUUGAGAUCGUAGUCAGAAUUUCAUUUUCCUGGAGUAGCGAUUUCCGUUAUCGCUUUUGGAUUCUAGGCUUCAUUAUAUAUUAGUCAAAUUGUUUAAUGUCUUACACCCUUACAAAUUAAUGGUGUCUGCAUUUAUCAAUGAGUAUUUGAUUCCUCAAACUUGUGAACAAGCUUUCCCACUUGUGAAGAAAUUAAACCGAAGGAUAAGUUUAGAUAUUUUAGAUUGUUUAUGUUUGAAUAAUCCAAUUGCUGGGUCAUUUGGUUGAGAAUAUGUAAGGGAUGAUAUCAGCUACAUUAUUGAAGAUUAUGUCACCCUGCUUUAAACCUUCGGUUGAGGGGGAUAGUUCAGGUAGAGCCGGAGAUGCAAAUGGCAGGGUUGAUGGUUUGCUAUGGUAUAAAGAUUCAGGACGACAUGUUAAUGGAGACUUCUCAAUGGCAGUGGUUCAAGCAAAUAAUUUGUUGGAAGACCAAAGCCAACUUGAAUCAGGACCAAUGAGCUCGUUUGAGUCAGGCCCUCAAGGAACAUUUGUUGGAAUUUAUGAUGGGCAUGGUGGUCCUGAAGCGUCUCGGUUUGUAAAUGAACACCUGUUUAAACAUAUCAAAACUAUUCAUGGUGCAGAAUUCACAUCAGAGAAUCAGGGAGUGUCUGCAGAUGUUAUCAGCAAAGCAUUUUUGGCAACUGAAGAGGAAUUCCUCUCUCUUGUUAAGAAGCAGUGGCUAGUUAAACCACUCCUUGCUUCUGUUGGUUCAUGUUGUUUGGUAGGCAUAAUAUGUAGUGGGAUGCUUUACAUUGCAAAUGCAGGAGAUUCCAGAGUGGUGUUAGGAAAACUAGAAAAAGCUGUAAAGCAGGUCAAAGCCAUUCAGCUGUCAGUUGAGCACAAUGCAAGUUAUGAAUCUGUGAGAGAGGAAUUGCAUUUGUUGCAUCCCGAUGAUCCGCAGAUUGUGAUUUUGAAGCACAAGGUUUGGCGAGUGAAGGGUUUAAUUCAGAUUUCAAGAUCCAUUGGUGAUGCUUAUCUGAAGAGAGCAGAGUUCAAUAGAGAACCUCUAUUGUCGAAGUUUAGACUGUCAGAACCUUUCCACAAGCCAAUCCUUAAAGCUGAACCAACAGUAUUGGUGCAAAAGCUUUUUCCUGAAGAUAAAUUUCUUAUAUUUGCUUCAGAUGGCCUAUGGGAGCACUUGAGCAAUCAGGAGGCAGUUGACAUUGUCCACAGCUGCCCACGUAAUGGCAUUGCAAAGAGACUCAUCAAAACCGCUCUCCGGGAAGCAGCUAAGAAACGAGAAAUGAGAUACUCGGACUUGAAAAAGAUUGAUCGAGGGGUGAGGAGACAUUUUCAUGACGAUAUUACGGUAAUAGUCUUGUUUCUUGAUUCACAUCUGGUCAGUCGCAGCUUCUGGCGUGGACCUUUAAUCUCAGUAAAAGCAGGUAGUUGAAUCAUUCAUCAUCUUGUGUCAAAGAGACAAUUUUGUUUCUUCAAAUGAGGAGGGAGGUUACAGAAAGUUUUUUUUUUCCUUCUCUUUUAAAUGUAUAGCCAUGCUUCUUUAAUUUGGUUCUGCAUACUGCGAAAACAAGACAUUACCUGGUGAUUACCACAGAAAUCUACCAUUUAAUUUAGCUAAGUUCUUUCGUGUUUCCUUGAUUAUAUAUACAAAGUUGCUUUCUAAGAGUGAUUCAGACAAUAUACUGAACUAUUUUGCAUUA